This is a messenger RNA of Liolophura sinensis, 3843 nucleotides long. Its product is annotated as roundabout homolog 2-like. Gene Ontology annotation, biological process: cell-cell adhesion. NCBI's taxonomy places the organism in Eukaryota, Metazoa, Mollusca, Polyplacophora, Chitonida, Chitonidae. The record is from RefSeq and is a predicted model, not a curated record. The transcript has 13 exons. Gene Ontology annotation, molecular function: cell adhesion molecule binding. Gene Ontology annotation, cellular component: plasma membrane; cell-cell junction. The coding region runs from base 1126 to 2877 and encodes 583 amino acids.
UUGAUUGGACGACGAAACAGUCAAAAAUUCAAAUUUUAAUCGGUAAAUGUUCUGCCCGUGCAGUGUUUCCGUAUCUUCGUCUUGAAGAUCACUUCCUGGAUUCGUUGACAUAGCUUUGAGAAAGGAUUGCUACUACAUUCAAUACGUUGUCCGUGAUAUACUCCCAAGGUCGCCGUACCGACGACAGGCCUGAUACGAUUUGCUCUUGAUGUGAUAGGCUGUGUACCUGCUGUGAAAAAGCUUGCUAAAUUGAAUACCGGUACUGAGCGAAAAAUUCCCAGGACAUUUGGAACAAAUAUUACAUCACCUUCUUCAUUUGGAAUUAUGUGUGGCAAAAUCGCGUAUAUAAUUUUUCUAACGGAGCUCUUCUGUGCAAAAGGGAGGAUUUGAGGAACACUUCGGGCAGCUUGAAACCCUAAGGUGAUCGUAAAGCCAUCCCUGAUCUUCGAAUUUGUACACUAUAACCUCAACGAGAGACAAUUCUUUACCUAGAUCCUGAUUUAAAGCAAUUAGCCCAGCAGACGUCUACUACUUCACCUUGAUUGUGAGAGAGAGGAAAGCGGAAGGUAUCGAAACGAAAAGGGAGAUACGCUAUUAACCAAUUAAUUGGUUGUAACGUGACCACGUGACCGGGGCAUAAGUUCGUCUGCGAACGCGGUGUUUUGGUGAACGUGACGGCGUCAUAGAAUGCAUGAUAUUCGGCCCCGCGGGCUAUAAAUAAUCUCCCCUCCCCCUGUGAAUGACGGGUUAAUGUAGUGUAUAUCACGGGAAAGCUCUGAGCUAAAUAUAGGCAAAUUGGACUAGAAUUGUCCCAUUGUGUGUGCGUUACGAUUACCGGCCGCUGUACACAUCAGAUCAACAACGUUCUAACAGCAGCUGAUUGCUGGAAACAAGCCUUCCAGUCUUCUGCGAGGUCCGCGCUCGGCAGGCCACGCCACCAGACCGCAUUUGUUCCACGGUCGUGUAGGUGCUGUUGGAAUCUGGAAUCGCAGUAGAAGUGUACAAAGUCCUCUCCGUUAUUCCUGUGCUGGGCUUGUACUUUCCACACUGUACACUGGAUUUACCUGUACUUGUGAGUCACAUGAGUGAUUUGUCAGCCUUAUCUGCGGACGACCUGAAUUUACCAUGGUCUCCACUGAUGUAAUACCUCUGGAAAAGUUGCUAUUUUUCUUGUCGUUGGAGUUCAGCGUCUCAGGUGGAUGGAUAUUGUCUUUAGCACCAGAUUCACAAUGCGGGAAGUGUUCAACAAAACAAAUUGGAGAGGAUAUGACGUUUACGUGUUCCGUCGUCAUGGAAACGAAUGACGCAGACAAGAUGUCGUCAAUUUCACUUCGAUGGCUCAACCAAUCGAUGGAUCCGGUUGGUCUUGCGUCAUCAGGCAUAACGCAACGGGUGUACAGCAAUCAGUCCACAAGUAAUCAGAUCUUCCUGCAAAUUGAUAACAUAAGAGAAAGUGACGCCGGAAGUUACACCUGCGAGGGUCAAAGUUCAGAGAGCGGAACAAGAUUGAGGCGGCCCACGUCAUUGCUUGUUAUCAAGGACGUCGACAUAGAGUUCCGGGAGACCCCCACAACCCAGUACCCCCGGGUCAACAGUAACGCCCUCAUACGGUGUCUCCCAGAGGCUAACCCUCAACCAGUAACAACUUGGUUUUUCAACGGCAAACCUCUUCUCAGUGGAGGUCGGUACACGAUAGCUGAGAACGGUCUCAUUAUCCACAGGCUGACCAAAGAGGACGGCGGGAAGUACUUGUGCAAAGCGGAGAUUCCUGUUGAAAAACGUUCCGCUAACAAAACUAUCACCGUCAUACCUGCGAGUACCCCCAUGAUCAACAAACCGCUGAAUGACGUAAUCGGGGCCUUUGGUCACGUGACUGUGAAGUGCAUGGCGUCCGGUCAACCAGUGCCUAACUAUCACUGGUUCAAGAGUGGUUCAGCAAAUAUCUUGGAAGAGCCUAAGUAUCACGUGAACAACAACACUGGUGUUCUGAUUAUCUAUAACGUCACGCGCGCAGACGAAGGCAAGUACAUAUGCAUCGCUUCCAACCCGGCCGGGGAUACCAUAGCAACGGUGGAUGUUAAAAACGUGACUGAAACACCGACCACGAAAAUUUUUGGGGAGAAGGUGUUUACCAAGGGAGAGAAUUUGACGUUGAUGUGUGAGAUUUCCGGCCGUCCAUUUCCAGUUGUGUACUGGUACCGAGCAGACGACGACAUGCGCUGGCCAGCCGAAUCCAUAUCAGCAGAUGACCGAAUAUUAGCCCAGUGGCGGAAUUUAACGAGUCUUGAGUUGUUAAUAAGGAAUAUCACGAGCAAUGACGAGGGACAUUAUGUGUGUGUCGCACAAAACAUGGGAGGAAGCCGCAAUGCUAGUCUAGAUGUUGAAAUUAAAGAGAGUCAACAAGCUGGAGAUAAUUUAGGCAACCACCAAAACUCAAACGUUUUAAAUGCCGCCUGGGGCGUGUUGUUGGGUAUAACUUUCGUCGUCAUCUUACUUGUGAUUGGAUCAUUUUUUUUUCGACGUCAUCGCCGAGGCCAACGCCUGACGUCAUCAAACAUGGUCGUCUGCUCUUCAUGUCUCGCUUGCAUCCAUGACAGCAAAAGUUCCCGAGGCUCAAAUGGGGGGACUCUAGAAAAUGCGUCCAGUAAAGAAAAGAUAGCAUUUAGUGAACUGAUAGAUACUCCUGAGAAUUCCAGGAAAGAAUCUCUGUCCAUUAUCUCAACUAAUCUACCAGGAGGGAAAGAUAACGAUAUUUCUGCCGACAUGGAUGAAAGAGAUUCAAUUUCUCAGGCAGGGGAUUUCGACGACAAUCUUAACGAGGAAAAAAGCCCAAGGAAAGGAGACAUUAAAGGUUACACGGAACUUCCGUUGGCCUGAACGUUUAUUGGCCUGAAAUCGGUCCAGGGAUAGUUCCGUUUUUCGCCGACAAACUAUAUGAAGGAUACAUAACAACUGUCCGCGCUCUUGUUCUGCUGCGUCCUUGUCUGCAAAAGGCCUAUGAAAACGUGUCAUUUUGUACGCUGUUAUAUGUCAUAUGGAAAUUGCGGUAAAACAAAAAACGACUAUUUACAAAAGUCAAAUUAUUUUACGGUUAUGCAGACAUUAGCUUUGUUACAGGAGUUCAGGCAGUGGGCAAAGAUGUGGUGUCAGCAAACAUGAUGUCGUGUCAGCAGACAUCGUUGAAUACGCGAUGUGGUAUUGCCAAACAUCGCUGAAUACGACGACCUCAGUUACGUGGUGCUGGACAUUUCGAUUUAGCGAGCUUUUUGUACACAUGUCACCUUGUAUGUCGUUAAUACCAGAACAGUGACAUGUACAGAGUGCAUGGCCGAUGCAAAAUAGGAAUUAUAUGACAUUGUUAUACGACAGGACUCUCUUAUACUUUCUUAUGCACCAGAUGGCUGCCUGAUCCGUCGUGCUGUGGAUAUGUGCAAUGCUUAAAAGGCGUCGGUAGCACAUUUAUUGACCCCACGGGUGUUAUUCCACAUUGUCGGAAAAAUUGGCUCAGCGCUUUUCUCCCCUCUGAUUUCUUCCAAGUAACACGCAUAGGAAACACGGCACUACAGGACUUGUGGAGCAAUUUAGUUUAGGGCUGCAAAUUCCGAAACAAGUUUGAUAGCGGAAUCCUCAUAAGUAUGCCAGAUUAACAACACGUGACUCAUCGCCACACGGAUGACAGCACGCGGAUGGGAGAAAUCGUGGAUAAAAAUGAACAAUCGAGAACAAUACCUCGAGACAUUUGCCUCUGUCUGUGUCACGUCCUUAUACAUAGGCCCGAACUGGUCGCAAAUUCACAUGUACGUGUAUAUACAUAUAUGUAUAUAUAUGCAUGCAGACUUUAGG